Messenger RNA from Daphnia pulicaria, 5156 nucleotides. It is a transcript of the gene Remo, whose product is annotated as adhesion G protein-coupled receptor A3-like. The record is from RefSeq and is a predicted model, not a curated record. Lineage: Eukaryota; Metazoa; Arthropoda; Branchiopoda; Diplostraca; Daphniidae. Bases 183 to 5006 code for a protein of 1607 amino acids. Gene Ontology annotation, molecular function: G protein-coupled receptor activity; protein binding. The transcript is spliced from 3 exons. Gene Ontology annotation, cellular component: plasma membrane. Gene Ontology annotation, biological process: cell surface receptor signaling pathway; G protein-coupled receptor signaling pathway.
GGUCCUAGAUGGGUCGAAGUGUCAUGGCGUCGUGUGUUAAUUGUCUUUCAUCUUAGAAAGCCAACGCCCAGAACCACCAACGUUUCCUACAAUGUUGGUUGGAUUUCACAACGAAUUAUUUUCCGUGUUAUUUUGUUGAAAUAUUUGUGUUCUGGGAGUGAUAUUAUCUUCAGAAUGCAAAAAUGCGGGAAAACUCUUCAGUUGAUGGCAAGAAGAAGCUCGUCAAUAGCGGUGUCCCACUAAUACUAACUUUAGUUGUAUUAUUGUGUGUUUUGGAAUCUUCAAUAGCAAAAGGGAAAACAGAAUUUCCCAAGACAAAUGCUGAUCUACAAGCCACAUCACUUUGUCCAUCUGCAUGCACAUGUUCCGAACAAAAAUUAAAGCUAUCGCAAGGUAGUGUGGAGCAAGAGCUUAACCCAAGUAAUCAUAAAGAAACCACAGAAAAUCUCAAUGUAUAUAGCAAGAUAAAGCCUGAAAUACUCAAGAGUGGAAUUAAAGUACAGUGCCAGAAUCCUGCCUUUAUAGUGUCUGUGAAGAAGUUAAACCUGCAAUCGCUACUGGUGGAAAAUAUUGUACAAUAUGAUCUUUCUGGAAACAGCCUUACAAGGUUAUCGGGUGAAGACUUUGCGAAUGGCAACUACUUAAUGCUUCAGAAACUUAUACUUAAGAACAAUCAAAUAGAAGAAAUUGCAGCUGAUACAUUUUCAACAUUGAAGAAUCUCAAAUAUUUAGACCUGAGCAAUAAUUUUUUGACAAAUUUUUCCAGUGCAAUAAUUGAAAAUGUUAUGAGCUUAGACAGAGUGAAACUAAAUGGAAAUCCCCUCAAGUGUGACUGUCAUCUGAGUGCUCUUCUCACCUACGCGUCGUCACGUAACAUCAGACUUCAAGGAACAUGUUUGGAGCCGCCUCGACUAAAAGAUCGUUCAUUAACCAGAUUAGUCGUGGAAGAACUAGCAUGCCCUCCGGAAGAUCCAGUUGGUGUCGAGAUCAGACCCAACACUAACCAACUUGUUUUUGAAGGUGAUCCAUUAAAGCUGAGUUGCAAAUUCAAAGCGGGACGAGCUGUUGCACCGAAUUGGCUUCAUCGAAAUGCGAAUAACCAAACUCCUACCGUUUCGCCUGGUGGAGCUGUAGAAUUAACAACUAGCAGCCGUGGAACAGAUCAGGGAACGGAGACCGAAAGCCAAUUACUUAUCCGUCAUCUACUUCCCCGGCAUGGUGGUAUGUGGGCUUGUUCAUGGGGUGGUAGGACUGCAUCUGUUGAAGUUACAGUCCUGUCCCUUACAACACCUACUUGUUCCAGCCAUGUCACUGCAUCCAACAAAGGUCGUUACAGCUGGCCACGCACCAUGGCAAACCUCAAGAUUACUCUACCGUGCCAAGCCAAUCCGAAUCUACAGGCCUUCCGGCUGUGUGGAGCACUAGGGCACUGGGAGGAACCAGAUCUUAAUUCCUGCUUUUAUCUCAGUGAGGUUACCAAAGUAUUAGAACAGUUUGCCAAGACCAAUUUGACAUUCAGCAAAACUUCUGCAUUGGAGAGUGCUCGUAGAUUAAAAUCUUACCUCACAGAUGUGAUUAGCUUGACAGACCCGCACGAAGCCAUUUUCGUUACUCAAACGUUGCACAAUUACCUUGAAGCCAGUGGAAAACAUCCCGAACUACUACCCCUUAUUAUGGAUAUCUACUCAAUCCUAAUAACACAAGAUCCGCAAUUGUUGGCUGAUUCGCGUCACGGACUUGUCGGGCUACUCCAGCAAGCACCUCUCAAGACUCAAGAAUUUGAAUAUCGAUCUUCCAGUCUGGUGAUUGAAAAGUGUGGAAUUAUCGGGAAAUCUCUGAGUGCAGGAACUUGUACGUGGAGACGAACGUCAGAGACAGGAAGCAGUAAAUCAGAUUCUAAAACUAAAGCACGAAGUCCUUAUCAAGCAAGUUGUGGACAGAACUCGAACGGAACCGGAACAAUUGAAGCUUCAGUAAGGGUUCCUUUGAUUUCAGAAGGAGCAUUUUCGGAGCAGAGUGUCGUACUUUCCUUAGUACUCAGCACGAACGCCUUUGUCAGCGCUAAAUCGAAACCACUUGCAACGCCUGUAUUAGGGGUUACUUCUGGCCCUGUCAGCAAUUUAAUCAAUCGCACAACACCCUUCGUUAUGACGAUACGUCUUAGUAGGGCAAUUGGCACGUCGGACCGUCUAGUCGGAGCUAGAUGGAAUCAUUACACAGAUCAAUGGAGUCCAGAGCAAUGCCAAACUUUGAAGUCAUCAGGACUGAUGUCGGAAGGAGACUCAGUAACCUUUCAGUGCUGCUGUGGCUUUGGUUUUUUUGCCGCUUUUACCACCCAGGACGAAGAGGAUGAACAAAAUCUAGUGGAACAGGUGACAACAAAGAGUGGCAGUGGCAGUAUUCCUGGUAGCGCAUACUUUCCUGGACAACUACAUCUUCUACCAUCACCGGUCUACGUGGGCAGUGUCAUUGGACUACUGUGCCACCUGACAGCUUGUCUCUGCUAUCUGAUUCACCGACGACGACUGAAGAUGACCCAACCCACUCGACACGCUUUAAUUAACACCUGGAUAUCAGUCGCAUUGUUGAUGGUUGCCUUUACAUUAGGUGUCCGUCCAGUCCUUGGCAAACUUCCCUGUCAGAUUGCUGGUCUCUUACUUCACUAUUUGACACUGAGUUCACUGCUCUGGAUGGUAGUGAACGCAUCGAGUUUGUACAAGCACAUAACAAAAUCAUCGCGCACUGAUCCUGAAACAGACUCGUCUCUCAUGGAGGAAGCAAUGGCUGUAGGUCACGAUUCACCACCCAAACCGGCUUUACGGUUUUAUUUAAUCGGAUGGGGUAUCCCACUUAUUGUCGUGGGAAUUGCUGGAGCUAUCCAUUUGGAACAAUACUAUGGGCCAAAGAUUUGUUUCUUGGCAUGGACUCCUAGUUUGGGUGCAGUUGGACUUCCUUCGGCAAUUUUAAUUUUGCUGAUCUUAACAUUUCACCUAUUAACCUGGUGCUUCUUAAGACACACCUCUCGUCUGGCCGCCAUUCAUCAGAAACAAUUAACAACGCUCGCUGCAGUCGAAGAGCCUGGUGCAAUGGCAGCAGCUGCUGCGGCCUCUUCUGAUGGAAAUAAAGACGUGGGCAUGUGUGGGCGAAUGCAAAAAGACAAAAAGACUUGUGGACUUCAAGGAGGCUAUGUUCCAUUAGCGGUCGACGGAGACGUUACCAGCUGCCCAUCUAAUGUAACCAAUCAGGUGACAGAGACGAGCGAUCUAGCCUCUCUGUCUAGUGAUCAUGAGCGAAUCGCACUUUUGAUUCAACGCGGUGAAGCCGAAGGAGCCAUGUCAGCCAACGAAAGCGUAGUUCUUCAUUCCGGCCGAAGUGAGAGCGAGCGUCCUCUACUAAUUGUUACCUCCUCAGCUGCUUCUAGUAGUGACGACCGAUUGGAGGAUGGUGCCAAAACGGACGUUGACGAUCAAGGGCACAGUAAUCCGCUGAUGGCCUCGUUCACUGAUGACGGUGACAGUAAGAAGCGGGAAUGUGCAUCCAGCAUAUCACCCUCUAUCAUGGAACCCGGGAUACAAAAUGCUAUAUUUCAUUUACCUGUACAAGCUGUUAUACCUCCCACGCCGACUGAAGAUGCCGAUGAAAAAAGCACGUUGAGCCAACUGCGCGGCCAGUUUGUUUUCCUUAUUCUUUUUUGUCUUACGUGGCUCUCGGGAUUGUGUGUUGUGGUUCGUCCGUUCCGCAGCGUUCUUCCCCACUACGACGAGCUUGUCUCUAGCCUUUGCUAUGCCAUUUUCUGUGCAGCUACAGGAUUGCAUGCUGUACUUUUUCACCUUCUUACUAGAAAGGAUGUCUGCGCUUCCUGUUUUGAUCCGCACACCAAGGAGCAUUUAGAAUCUAUUGUAGCCCUCCCAGCUCCAUCCACUCAUUCUCAUACAGAUUUGUCCUCCCACCAUAAUCAUCAUCAUCAGCAGCAGCAACAUCAUCAUCAUCGUCAUCAGCAGCAGCAACAUCAACAUCAGCAACAUCACCAUUCUCAAAUCGGUCAAACACCGGUGUCCUACGCAACUCUUUCACGCCAUCCCGAAGUUUCAGAUGAGGUAGACCGUGGUAUGGAAAGAACAACGGCUGGGCAAGUUCACGUUAUCGAUCCUGCAAUCGCGGAUGCUAUGAAUGUGACCCUUAUGGAUCCGUCUAUGGUGGUCAAUUCUUUCUACGAUCCUCGUCAGAGUAAAACAGCUCGCCGUUUCUUCCAGAAACAGAAAUUACUACAACAAAUGCAAAACAAUCAACUCCAUCGACAUCAUCCUCAUCACCACCAUCGACACUCUCGCCACUCGUCCGGUCAUUCAAUUAACAACGCCCAUUCCUAUCGAUCACACUCAUCACAUUCACCUAUUACAGAAGAAGCUUUACUCAACGCUAGCACUUCAACGAAAGCUAAAGUCAGCAACGUCAAUAUUCAUGUUGAGAUGGGAGCUUAUGAUUGGCAUGAACUCCAGUCUCGGUUGUCGGACAAUUCAUGGGGUAAAAGUGGUAAGCAGAUGUUGCCGCAACGAAAAUCUGAAAAUGGAAAUUCAAGAACAGAAGUUGCUUUCGCUGAUGAGUCAGGUAUUAACGCAAGAGAAGAACAAUUAGAAUCUCAGCCUGCAACAAACGUCCGCUCGAAUGCCAAGACCGAUAAAGGCAAGAGAAAACGACACGUAAUUUAUCAUCAGCGAAUUCCCAAGAAAUCGAAAUUAGAGGACCAACAGGUUGGGAUGGCGGAAAUGGGAACGCAAGUAGAAGACGACGUGAUUAGAGAAGCCCAAGAAGCCAGCGCUAGAAGAACUCCUUCUGUUGAGAAACCCGUUUAUGUGUUUGUCGACAAAGAGUAUCGCGAACGAGCCAUUUCUCAUCUUGGCUCUCAUGACGAAGCUAUGAAGACUUUGCCUACAGGAAAGACAAAGAAAGUUUUGGACGAAUCUAUGGACGAAGGCGCCUAUCAGAAAAGAGAAACAAGCGUCUGAUUUUUUAUUUUAUUUUUUAAGAAUGUUCGAUUGUUACUCCGUUUUGGUUCUACGCUGUAUAUAACCAACAGUAUUGCCCUUUUCAACGCUUUACCUCUCCUCUUUUUUGCCCAUCGAACUUUUAUAUUUAAAUAAAGCCGACAGAAUCUC